This is a messenger RNA of Knipowitschia caucasica, 4020 nucleotides long. The record is from the annotation of a GenBank genome assembly. NCBI's taxonomy places the organism in Eukaryota, Metazoa, Chordata, Actinopteri, Gobiiformes, Gobiidae.
AUGGCGCAGAUCGCCAAAACCCACGAAGACAUAGAGGCUCAGAUUCUGGAGAUCCAGAGUCGCAAGGCAGCCCUGGUAGAGGAAGGAGGCGAUCAAGGAGUCGGACUUGAUUCUACUGGAAUCUUUGAUCAGGAAAUCUACGGAGGCAGCGACAGUCGCUUUGCUGGAUAUGUCACAUCCAUCGCUGCCAAUGAACAAGAAGAAGAUGAUGAAGAAGAUACUGCAACUAGUUUGUUGGGCCCGAAGAAGCCGGGGUAUCAUGCACCAGUGGCCAUUCUAAAUGCCAUCCCGCAGUCAGAUGAACAGUAUGACCCCUUUGCCGAGCAUCGACCACAGAAAAUAGCUGAUCGUGAAGAUGAAUACAAAGCCAAGCGCAGGCAGAUGAUCAUCUCCCCUGAGCGUCUCGACCCCUUUGCUGACGGGGGCAAAACGCCGGAUCCCAAGAUGCAGGUCAGGUCUUACGUGGACGUCAUGAGGGAGCACAAUCUGUCCAAAGAAGAGAAAGAAAUCCGUCAGCAGUUGGCAGAGAAGGCUAAAUCAGGAGAACUGAAAGCCGUGAACGGGUCCGCUGCCUCCCAAGCUGCUGCUGCUGCCGCCGCCGCCGCUGCAAAACGUAAGCGCCGAUGGGAUCAAACAGCCGAUCAGACCCCAUCCAAUGCAACGCCUAAAAAACUAUCCAGCUGGGACCAGGCUGAUGCCUCUGUUGAGACACCCGGCCACACCCCAGGCCACACACCCGCUCACACACCCUCAAACAGCAGAUGGGAUGAGACUCCAGGUCGGCCUAAGGGCAGUGAGACUCCCGGGGCCACCCCAAGUUCGCGCAUGUGGGACCCAACUCCCAGCCACACUCCGGCCGGUGCUGCCACUCCUGGAAGAGACACGCCAGGUCAUGCUACGCCAGGGCAUGGUGGAGCAACUGGAAGUGUCCGCAAGAACCGCUGGGAUGAAACUCCCAAAACGGAAAGGGAGACGCCCGGACACGGCAGCGGGUGGGCUGAAACUCCACGCACAGAUAGAGGAGAAGAUUCUGUUGGCGAGACCCCAACUCCAGGCGCCAGUAAGAGGAAGUCUCGCUGGGACGAGACACCUGCAAGUCAAAUGGGAUCCUCCACACCGUUACUCACACCUGGAAAGACCCCGAUUGGAACACCUGCCAUGAACAUGGCUACACCAACACCAGGACACUUGAUGAGCAUGACACCUGAGCAGCUGCAAGCCUGGAGGUGGGAGCGGGAAAUUGACGAGAGAAAUCGUCCUCUCACAGACGAUGAGUUAGAUGCUAUGUUUCCAGAAGGUUAUAAGGUUUUGCCUCCACCAGCAGGUUAUGUUCCAAUUCGAACCCCCGCUCGAAAACUCGCUGCUACUCCCACUCCCAUUGGGGGAAUGACUGGAUUUCACAUGCAGGUUGAAGACCGCACCACCAAACAAAUGAAUGACCAGCCGUCGGGAAAUCUGCCCUUUCUCAAACCUGAUGACAUCCAGUACUUUGACAAACUGCUGGUGGAAGUGGAUGAGUCAACACUAAGUCCAGAAGAGCAGAAGGAGAGAAAGAUCAUGAAAUUGCUACUAAAAAUUAAAAAUGGAACACCCCCAAUGCGAAAAGCUGCUCUGCGUCAGAUUACUGACAAAGCACGGGAAUUUGGAGCUGGCCCUCUGUUCAAUCAGAUUUUACCACUGCUCAUGUCACCAACCCUUGAGGACCAAGAGCGCCAUCUUUUGGUUAAAGUCAUUGACCGUAUUCUAUACAAGCUUGAUGAUUUGGUUCGGCCAUAUGUUCACAAGAUCCUGGUGGUGAUUGAGCCUUUACUGAUUGAUGAAGAUUAUUAUGCCAGAGUUGAAGGAAGGGAGAUAAUCUCAAAUCUGGCUAAGGCUGCUGGGUUGGCUACAAUGAUCUCCACAAUGCGUCCUGAUAUUGACAACAUGGAUGAGUACGUCAGAAACACAACAGCCAGAGCAUUUGCUGUUGUGGCCUCGGCUCUGGGGAUCCCCUCCCUUCUGCCCUUCCUCAAAGCCGUGUGUAAGAGUAAGAAAUCCUGGCAGGCCAGACACACAGGCAUCAAGAUUGUUCAGCAGAUUGCCAUCCUAAUGGGCUGUGCCAUUCUGCCCCAUCUUCGGAGCUUGGUGGAAAUUAUUGAACAUGGUCUGGUAGAUGAGCAGCAGAAAGUCAGAACCAUCAGUGCUUUGGCUAUUGCUGCCUUGGCUGAGGCUGCUACACCGUAUGGUAUCGAGUCAUUUGACUCUGUCCUGAAGCCUCUUUGGAAGGGUAUCCGCCAGCACAGAGGAAAGGGUUUGGCUGCUUUUCUCAAAGCCAUUGGAUACUUGAUCCCUCUGAUGGAUGCAGAGUAUGCAAACUACUACACAAGAGAAGUGAUGUUGAUCCUCAUUAGAGAGUUCCAGUCUCCCGAUGAAGAAAUGAAGAAGAUUGUUCUGAAGGUGGUGAAGCAGUGCUGCGGCACUGAUGGUGUGGAGGCAAAUUACAUUAAAACAGAGAUCCUGCCUCCUUUCUUCAAGCACUUCUGGCAACACAGAAUGGCUCUGGACAGACGUAACUACAGACAGUUGGUGGACACAACUGUUGAACUGGCCAAUAAAGUCGGUGCAGCGGAAAUCAUUUCUCGCAUUGUGGAUGACCUGAAGGAUGAAGCUGAACAGUACAGAAAGAUGGUGAUGGAGACCAUUGAAAAGAUCAUGGGUAACCUCGGGGCCACAGACAUCGACCACAAGCUUGAAGAACAGUUGAUUGACGGUAUCCUGUAUGCCUUCCAGGAGCAGACGACAGAGGACUCAGUGAUGUUGAAUGGUUUUGGCACUGUUGUCAAUGCUCUGGGGAAGCGUGUGAAGCCGUACCUGCCUCAGAUCUGUGGUACUGUGCUUUGGCGCCUCAAUAACAAAUCGGCCAAAGUCCGACAGCAAGCAGCAGAUCUCAUUUCCCGUACAGCUGUGGUCAUGAAGACUUGUCAGGAGGAAAAGCUGAUGGGUCACCUGGGUGUGGUAUUGUACGAGUAUCUAGGAGAAGAGUAUCCUGAAGUACUUGGUAGCAUCUUGGGUGCCUUAAAGGCGAUUGUUAAUGUUAUUGGUAUGCACAAGAUGACUCCUCCAAUCAAAGACUUGCUUCCUCGUUUGACUCCUAUCCUUAAGAACAGGCACGAGAAAGUGCAGGAGAACUGCAUUGACCUUGUUGGCAGAAUUGCAGACAGGGGUGCUGAGUAUGUGUCUGCUCGAGAGUGGAUGAGGAUCUGUUUUGAAUUGCUAGAGCUUCUCAAAGCACACAAAAAGGCUAUUCGUCGAGCAACUGUCAACACAUUUGGUUACAUUGCCAAAGCUAUUGGACCCCAUGAUGUGUUGGCCACGCUGCUUAACAACUUGAAAGUGCAGGAGCGACAGAAUCGAGUCUGUACCACUGUGGCUAUUGCCAUCGUAGCUGAAACAUGCUCACCCUUCACAGUCCUGCCCGCCCUCAUGAAUGAAUACCGUGUGCCAGAGCUUAAUGUCCAGAAUGGUGUUCUCAAGUCACUUUCCUUCUUGUUUGAAUACAUCGGAGAAAUGGGCAAAGACUACAUCUAUGCUGUCACACCUCUGCUUGAGGACGCACUCAUGGACAGAGAUUUGGUCCAUAGACAGACUGCCAGUGCUGUGGUCCAGCACAUGUCUCUUGGCGUCUAUGGUUUUGGCUGUGAAGAUUCCCUCAACCACUUAUUGAACUAUGUUUGGCCCAAUGUCUUUGAAACCUCUCCUCACGUCAUCCAAGCUGUAAUGGGAGCUCUAGAGGGACUUAGGGUCGCGAUUGGUCCUUGUCGUAUGCUUCAGUACUGCUUACAAGGUUUGUUCCAUCCUGCCCGAAAAGUGAGGGAUGUCUACUGGAAGAUCUACAACUCAAUCUACAUUGCCUCCUCUCCUCCCUGCGACUCCGAGCGGCCCCACAGCAGCAGCCCUGCAGAUAGCGUCGGUGGAGAGGGGCUGAUCAUGGCCGUGGUACCCAUGUCUCCAACGGCCUGCUUCUCCUGCUCUGCCCGCUGA